AAAAUACCACAUAUAUAAAUUAUCUCCCUUGUGUACUUCCGCUGGCGUAUGGUGGAUGUUUUCCUUGAACAAAACAACGAAACAAAUUGACAUUUCGAAACUUACUUCUUUUAAAACCAGUAUAUGUUAUUUAUUGAACAAAAACAGUUGAUGUUUUCGACCAUUUAUAUAUAUUGCUAUGCACAUUUGAGAGCGUUUUGCUUUGCAGAAAUGGGCAUAAUGUGUGGCUGAGCGCACUGUGCUUGCAGCAAGUUGCAGUUGCGAAUUUAUUCAACAUAAUCAUGAACAUACUUACAUAGGCUAUCUCUAUCACAAUGGGCUAAGCCUAAAUCGCCAAAUGUAUUUUUGUUGGUGACUGAAUUUUCACAAACGAUUGAAAUGGAGAUUUGAAACAUAAAAUAUAUUAGAAUUGGCAUACUAAAACAUAAUAACUGAAUAAGAAUAUGAAUAACGAAAUAAAAUUUUCAACUUCGGAGUCCGAUCCCUGUAGUGGAAACACAUAUGCUGUCACAUUAAAUGGAGCUGAUGUUUCACUGAGUUCUAUCCCACUGACAAGUGUUGGGUCUUUUUCGGACACUGUUCACAUCAAAGUGGAAAUGCCACCUUCUGAUACACCAGUUUCUCUUUCAUCAGCAUUAAUUCCAGAAAAUGCUGUUUUGGUGGAAACUCCAAGAGGGUUAGUGCUGUCUGUUGCUGAUGGAGCUGGGUGUGUCUCGUACAGCAGUAUUUCAACCACAGCUGAUGAACAUGGAAGACACAUGAUGCCUCUUGCUGUAUCUCUGUUCACAAGCUGUCAACCAGACGAUGGAGUUGAGACUGACCAGCCUGGACAUAUGUUUGAUGGAAGUUCGGUUCCAAGUGACAGCGAUGUCGUCAAUAUCUGUCAGCAGCCAGGCAACAUGUUUGACAAUGGUGUCGUUACCACAGACAACGAUGUUGUCGGCAUAUGCCAACAGCCCGGGAGCAUGUUUGACAGUAGCGCUGUCAGCGCAGAGAAUGACAUUGUCGGUGUAUGUAGAGAAUCUAGUCACAUGUUUGAAGCAGGGGUUGUGUCAGCGGAUGGAGAAAUGGUCAGUCAGCCAGGACAUAUAUUUGAUGGAUCUGUGGUCAAUUCGGACAGUGACAUUGUUAAUGUAGAUGAUCAGCCUGGUCACAUAUUUGAUACUGUGACAGUUACAGGCAGUUUGGUGCACGAAACAGGGUUUUCACAGUCGUCGGUUACAACCACAUCUGUGACAUCAAUGUCAAAUGGACAAGGUCAACAGAUUCUUGAGACCAAGAAAAGAAAGGGAGGUUGGCCAAAAGGGAAAAAACGAAAGAGUUCACCUGAAGUGCAUACACCCAGAGCUCCAAUGACAGGAUAUGUUUUGUAUGCUAUAGACAGAAGACAGGAAAUCAAGGAAAGUAAUCCAGAAAUGCUAUUUUCCGAUGUAACAAAAAUCCUUGGUCAGGAAUGGUCGACAAUGCCACCAGACAAAAAACAAAAAUAUUUAAAUGAAGCCGAUGCGGACAAAAGACGAUACAUAGCGGAACUGAAGACCUUCCAUCAGUCGGAGGCAUACCACAAUUACGUCAGAAAGAAGAAGAUGAAAAACUAUUGUGGUGACGGUACUACUGGGGUGGAUUCCGGAGCUUAUACCACACCUAUGAUUGAUUUAGAGGAAGACUGUGUCAGUGAGUUGUACUGUCGGAUUUGUCGACAGUAUUUCAGUUCUCUCCACAACAAGAAGGAACAUAUGUUUGGAAGACAGCACUUACAAGCAGUGACUGGUGAAUUAGAGAAAGAAAUUCACAAACACCAACAGCAUGAAGUGAUGUCGACGACGUCUCUCCUGGUGGUGGACAUGGCAUCUGAGAGUCUGGGAUCUCUCUCCGACAACGAUCUGAAUGCCGAUUCACUGAGACUGUCCUCACCUGUUAAUAUUGAAAACUUCAUUCAAGAUUUUGUACAUAAAAAUUAUGAGCGUGAACAAGAGAUAAGAAUGCUGAAGUGUGCAUUGAAGAACACACAGGACAGUAACCUGAAUAUGUGUAAAGAAAUUCAAGAACUACAGGUAUAUGAAGCAAAACUCGAACAUGACAUCAAGAACUUGAAAGACAUUAGCCUGGCUCAGUCUGCACAAAUUGAUGGACUGAAGAUGGUUCCAACUCUCUUUGGUGUUAUUAAUUUUAGCUGACCAUUCAGAUAUUUCUUUUAUUUAUUUUCCACUGCUGUUUUGUGCCAUAAAGGUGUAAUGUUUUAACAUGUAUCCAUCCUACUUAUGUGUUGUAAUGUAAUGUAAGAUGGGAUUUAUCAAUUAACAACUUCAUACAGUGAUACACAUAAAAAUGUCAUGUAUGUAUUAGCUUAAGUUGCAGACCUGUUUCAUCCCAUGAAAAUGGACACUAAAUAGCAUGAAAUGAUAGUCUGAAAUGAUAGUCUGUAACAUUGAAAUGGGGAAAUACCCUAUGAAAAUAGCUAAAGAUCGGCUCUAUACUUAUUACAUUUCGGGGUAUUACAUAUACCAGGAUAGCCAGAAAUAUUUCAUAUGUUUGAAAAUGGAUAUUCUAAGUUAAUUUUAAAAAAUGGCUCCAAUGGUGAAAAAUAUAUCAUAGUACUGUAAAUCAGGAAAUGUUAUCGAGUAUAAAACUUGAGCAAAUUUAGCGAGGCCACUAAAGGCACUAAUAUUUUGUGAUGCUGAAUUAAAAAAAAUGGCUUGAAAAAUGUUUGUGUGACUGAAUUUUCGGUGAUUAACUGAACACAACAAUGGUUACAUGCUACUGAUAGCAAACAAUAGUUAGCAUGCAUUCUGCUGUCUGUAAGCUGCAUAACAUCAAAAUAGAUCAAAAGUAUUAUUUAACCUAAUCCUACAGAUUUUUCUUUUUUCAGUUUCUGAUAUGAUGACCGUGCUAAAAUUUUAUUUUGCUAAUAUGUCACUUAUUUGGAUUUCUCAAAAUUUUAAGUUCGCUAAUAUUUUGCGAUUUACAGUAUUUAAAAACUAGGGUCUGUCACUUUAAGCAGAAUGUGAGGUACAAUACUUGAUAUUGUGAUCUCGAAUACUGUCAUAUGUACUUAUUAGCCGACUUUUUUAUAUCCAUGUUUUACCCAGGUCUUCAUGUUCCGUCAAGUCUGUAUAUAUUUUCUGUCCAUAAUAUUUGAUGCAGGGUCAUCAAACUUCAUAUGGUUGCAUGUUCGAGAAAGCCACGAGUCACAUACCAUAAUUAAACUACCUGACCUACAUUUUAAUAUAACUGUACAUAACAAGAAAAACCCAGUCAGUCAAGUACAAAUGUGUAUUUGUAGGAACAUCAAAUUUUGUGACUGUAGAAAUAUCUUGUAACUUGUAUUCUAUAAAUUUGGUCACUUUGACCUUUUCUUACCACUGAACCAAAAGAGAAAGUUAUGUCUAGAAAUAAUGCUAUUACUGUUUGAUGCAGGAUCAUCAGAUGAAGUGUAGCAGUAUAUUAUAGGAAUCUGUCUUGGCUUACAAAGAAUGGUUUUACGAUAUUGUAGAGCAAAAAAUAACUUUAAAAAUCUCAAGUCUGGUGUGUCAUAUAAACCACUAAUGAAUUGGUAGUGGAUUUAGUAUCAAGUUGUAUUUCAGUAUAUCUGACCAUAACUCAUGUGAUUUUCCACCACCCCCAUUUGUAAACGAUGAUAUUUAAAUUUUACAUUGUUCAACUAUAAUACACUAUAGUUAUUAAUAGGGUAUUCAUUAAGUAGAUUUUCUUCCAAAAUGUGCACAAUGUUUUCAUUGCUACGGUUUAUGUAUUGCUUAACCUAAAAAUCAUGUAAUUUUUAUAUUUAACUUCAUUUUUAAUUAAACUUUGUGAACCAAAAAGUAAAAAAUAAAAUAAUGCAAAGCUGAUCCACAUUCAGAGAUAAAAAUUCUUCUUAAUUUCUGAAUGCUACCCAAAACUAGUCCUGUCUUUGUUCUUUGAUGAAUAACUCAUGGGAAACCCUCUUCUUUUUAAGAUGAUUAAUUAUUAUUUUCAUUUCUUUGUUUUGCAACAAAAGUGAUGCGAUUAAAAAGGUGAAAAAGAAAAAAUCACAGCCACCCUAUAACAGUAUGUAGAUAUUUACUCACUAAAAUGGUGGAUUUAGUUACUACAUGUUAUUUUUGGAUGGCCUCGAGCAAGUGAAUACAGUUCUGGGAAAAGUCUUCCACCUAUUUCAUGUAGUUGAAAGUUAAUGGGCAACAAAACAUUAAAUGAAUUGGUAUUUAUUAAUGUUUUGUCAACUAUUUCACCAAAAUUUGAAACAUUAUUUAUACUUAUUUAUUAAAUGAUUUUGUUAACAAGAUUGUUUUUUUUUUUUUAUUGGAGUGUUACAUUGAGAAUUAAAAAACAAUUUCUUGAAAAUGUAAAAACUCGGAUAUGUAACCGAUAAUAAUAAAUGAAGAAAAACAUUCAGAUGGGCCUUACUAAAAAAGAAUGGUGUAUUUGUUUCAUGACACGCAAGCACACUAAUGUUACGAUGUCCAACACAAAAUGGCUAUAUAUACCUGUACAUCAUGUUUACAGUCUCGGCUAAUGAAGGCUCGCUAUGUAUACAAUGGUGAGAUUUUUGUUUUGGAAAGUCCAGUUUAAGACCACGACACCUCUUCCAAACUGCCAAGCAUGGGUUACAGUAUAUCCAUAUUGGUCAUUCUUCCUCAGGACUUGAAAGAUGACCAUCAAUUCAGCAACCAAAGCUCCACAUUUGUCUUGCAGUUAGCAAUUAUUAAAUGGUGGAUUGGUCUAGACAAUGCAAAAACAAAUUGCUGAGGUUAUACAAACCAACUCCAUACCAAUUGGCAAAACUGGAUAAUACAGACUGAGUAAGACCACAUCAUUGACAUAAGAAAAGAUUUAUUCCAUUUUCUACUUGAGAAAACACUUCAAAUUACCCAGCAACUUUUAAAGCACCACAUAAUAUCGACUGCUGAAAAUAGCUAAACAGUUUAUUCACUCGCAUCUUGUGGACCUCGCAUUGGUAAGUUUCUAAUGUCUCGGUUAAAAUAAGGAAAAUCCUCAAUUCCAUCCAGUUUCCCCCUGUCCAACAGAGAUUAUGGUAACUUCUUUUUACAAAUAUUUUCAUCAUGUUUGUCAUUGUAACAAAUUAUGUUGAAAUAACUAUCUUGAUGACAUCAUGUACCAGUGUUGUUUUCAUAUUUUAUUUUAUGAAGUCUGUUUGAAUUCCACACUCCCAGGAUUUCAAGCCUGCAAGAAUGAACUUGCUGAACACUCCCAGCUUCCAGAAUUUGUAUUUUAAUUAAAGUUAUUUAAGGCAGUAUUUGUUAACAGCUUUAAAAAUCAGUUGUUGACGUUGUUAAAGAUUACCAACUGCCAUAACAAACUUAACAGCAAUGAAUUUUUAACAUUUCUGAUGGAUUCUUAGAACAAGGUUGAAUAAGUGAAGAGUUCAUUUCCAAAAUGUGAUAUAUCCAUUUACUUCAUUUUGAGAAAAACAACAACAUGAUUUAUCAUACAAAGAUUCUGUUUCAUGUGCACAGAUCACAUUUUAACAGAAACAUGUCAAAUUGCAGAGUUGUCCUAACAUCAGUAUACCUAGACUUCCAACUCUAAAUUUUGGAACUGGCAUAUAUAUAAAGUUGUGGAAAUGAACUAAGUACUUUUCUCCAGGACCUUUACGAUAGUAUACAGUAAGUAUUUAAUAUACUUAUCAAAGCAUGCUGUUGUGAAGCAUACAAGGCUUAAGCACAAUUCAUAAUUGAGGUUAUGCAUCGGGAAGAGAUAACAAGUUUGGAUAUGGUGUAAGCUAAGAAUUGUUUUUUAUAAUAAAGGUUAAGUAUCUGCUGUA
Gigantopelta aegis is the source of this 5782-nucleotide messenger RNA. RefSeq lists its product as uncharacterized. The coding region runs from base 444 to 2177 and encodes 577 amino acids. The record is from RefSeq and is a predicted model, not a curated record. NCBI's taxonomy places the organism in Eukaryota, Metazoa, Mollusca, Gastropoda, Neomphalida, Peltospiridae. The transcript is spliced from 11 exons. Gene Ontology annotation, biological process: regulation of gene expression. Gene Ontology annotation, cellular component: nucleus.